AUGCCUAAAAAAUACAAACCUAUUAAAAUACGAACUUAUGUGUUUAUAGACCUGGAAACAAGUGGAAUGCCUGUUCAAGAAAAUAAUAAGACUAGAAUAACUGAAAUAAGUCUAGUUGCUGUAAAACGUGAACAUUUACUCGACACUCGACCCGGUUAUUCCCCUAGAGUGCAGCAGAGAAUUACACUUUGUGUUAAUCCUGGAAAGUACAUAGAUCCUGGUGCAACGAAAGUCUCGGGCCUCUGCAAUGAUCUCCUGGAAUACGAACCCACCUUCAAUCAAGACCUGUUCAACACUCUGAACUCGUUUAUCAACCUUCUCAUGAAACCUAUUUGUUUAGUCGCACAGAAUGGACUCAAUUUUGACUUCCCUAUAUUAAGAAAUCAUUUCGAAAAACUUGGUGUUAGUUUUGCACAAGAUGUAAAGUGUGCUGAUUGCUUUCAUGCAUUUUACCACAUCAUGGAAAGAAAAGACUCGAUCCCAAAACUUGAAGACAUAGAAAGUGAGUCGGAUAAUUCACAGAACAUACAAGCCACUAAUGAGAGCUCUCCUACAUCAUCACCUACCAAAGUGUGCCCUGAGACUCCGAUUAAAAGAGGUAUUAACCGCUCACGAGUCAGAAGGAGAUUCCCAUGGGCAGAUGGGAAUAGGCCGAAAGAUAAAUAUAAAUUGAAAUAUAUAUAUGAGAGACUGUUGAACCGGACAGCCCUUAACCCUCACCGUGCUGAAAAUGACUGUUUAUUAGCUCUGGAAUGUGCUGCGGCUUUGUCAAAGCAAUUUGUAGAUUGGAUAGACCGGAACAAUUGUUUAUUCAGUCGUAUACAACCUAUGACCAUUGGCGUGCCGCUGCAUCAAGCAUAA
Messenger RNA from Danaus chrysippus (African queen), 861 nucleotides. NCBI's taxonomy places the organism in Eukaryota, Metazoa, Arthropoda, Insecta, Lepidoptera, Nymphalidae. The record is from the annotation of a GenBank genome assembly.